AUGAACUUUAAAAUCUUCACCGUUCUUUUCCUCGCCAUCAAGGCUUUCCCUGGCUACAUGAGCCGACCGUGCCGAGGCUGCAAGACAGAAGUAAUCAGCCAACGAGAAUGCGGAAAACUCUCCCGACAAAUGUUUCUCGAAGCCUUUCAACAAAGCCCGGAAUCCGUGUUCCUUGUCGAAACCCCCUACAAAGAAUGCGCCAACUUCCACCGAUUCAUUCUCAAAAAAAUCGUCGAGGAAAACUGGAACACUCACUACCGACAUCUUCUCCGAUGA
This is a messenger RNA of Oikopleura dioica, 276 nucleotides long. The record is from the annotation of a GenBank genome assembly. NCBI's taxonomy places the organism in Eukaryota, Metazoa, Chordata, Appendicularia, Copelata, Oikopleuridae.